AUGCCACGUCUGCGUCCAGAUCGCCUCAUUCUACAGCGACAGAAGCAGGAUAGGCUGUACGAAGAGCGUAUCAGUGCUGCAGUGGAAAACUCAUCGUUGCAGAAACUAGCUGAAUGGGAAAAUAAAGGAGGCCAGCUACAUAGACGUCAAAGAGUGCAUGCGUGCAUCGAGGAGUUGCGGAAGCGCCGGCAACUGUUUCUGCAUCACAGGCGAGCGAAGCUGUCGGAACUACUGAAGAGCGAAGAAGCGAUGUAUGCGAGAGAACUGGAAGAGGGUCGAGAAACGGUCGAGGAGCAGAAUGAGAAGAUGAAGCAGAGAGCGAUGAAAUUGAAGGCGGAGCGGGAGGCGGAAAGGGCUGAGAUGGCGAUGGAAAAAGAGUAA
Molecule: messenger RNA, 381 nt
Organism: Perkinsus marinus ATCC 50983
Lineage: Eukaryota; Perkinsozoa; Perkinsida; Perkinsidae
Exons: 4
Coding region: 1-381 (126 amino acids)
Source: RefSeq, a predicted model, not a curated record